Mus pahari (shrew mouse) is the source of this 5625-nucleotide messenger RNA. It is a transcript of the gene Kcnk10, whose product is annotated as potassium two pore domain channel subfamily K member 10. The record is from RefSeq and is a predicted model, not a curated record. Bases 516 to 2132 code for a protein of 538 amino acids. Gene Ontology annotation, molecular function: potassium ion leak channel activity. Gene Ontology annotation, cellular component: membrane. Lineage: Eukaryota; Metazoa; Chordata; Mammalia; Rodentia; Muridae. The transcript has 7 exons. Gene Ontology annotation, biological process: potassium ion transmembrane transport; stabilization of membrane potential.
CGCGGCCCGGUGUGCGCGCGCCUGUGCGUGUGUGUGUGUGUGUAUGUAUGGAUGUGUGUGUAUGUGUGUGUGCGUGUGUGUGGAUGCGAGAGAGGGGGUACGAACACGCCUUUGGGGACCCGAGGGACGCUGCGGUGGGCUUCACUCCGGCCUCCGCCAGGCGGCUGUUCAGCCUCGCAUCUGCCUACCGCGCUUUUGCAGAAGCAGCCCGGCUCUUUGAUCGUCCCGGAACCACCCUCAGCAUCCGAUCUUACUUUUUCUUUCACCCACAAGGGCAGCAGCUGGCCACCCCCUUAACCGGUGCAAACACCCAACCAAGCCAGUGCUCGGUGCUUUUCUCAGCUAGUAUUUUCCCCGCGUGUCUUUCUCUGGGGCUUCCCACGAGCCACUUCAAUGCUCCUCCAGCUUCACAAAUUGUUCCGUUGGUCUGUUUAACUGACGAGUUGUAAAUCUUGAAGACUUUAUUAUUAUUAUUUUGAUUCUUUUCAUUUCAUCCCCCUGUGGGCAACGGAGCAAUGAAAUUUCCAAUCGAGACGCCAAGAAAGCAGGUGAACUGGGAUCCUAAAGUGGCCGUGCCUGCAGCAGCCCCUCCAGUGUGCCAGCCCAAGAGUGCCACUAACGGGCAUCCUCCUGUUCCUCGACUCUCCAUUUCCUCCCGAGCCACGGUGGUAGCCAGGAUGGAAGGGGCCUCCCAGGGAGGCCUGCAAACAGUUAUGAAGUGGAAAACAGUGGUUGCCAUCUUCGUGGUGGUUGUGGUCUACCUCGUCACUGGUGGCCUUGUCUUCCGGGCCUUGGAACAGCCCUUUGAGAGCAGUCAGAAGAACACAAUCGCCUUGGAGAAGGCAGAAUUCUUGAGAGAUCACAUCUGCGUGAGCCCCCAGGAACUAGAGACGCUGAUUCAGCAUGCACUUGAUGCUGAUAACGCCGGAGUCAGCCCGGUAGGAAACUCUUCCAACAGCAGCAGUCACUGGGACCUUGGAAGUGCCUUCUUCUUUGCUGGGACGGUCAUCACAACCAUAGGGUAUGGGAAUAUUGCUCCGAGCACUGAAGGAGGCAAAAUCUUUUGUAUUUUAUAUGCCAUCUUUGGGAUCCCACUUUUUGGUUUCUUAUUGGCUGGAAUUGGAGACCAACUUGGAACCAUCUUUGGCAAAAGCAUUGCAAGAGUGGAAAAGGUUUUUCGAAAAAAGCAAGUGAGUCAGACCAAGAUCCGGGUUAUCUCCACUAUUCUCUUCAUCUUGGCUGGCUGCAUCGUGUUUGUGACGAUCCCUGCUGUCAUCUUUAAAUACAUUGAGGGGUGGACCGCCUUGGAGUCCAUCUACUUUGUGGUAGUCACUCUGACCACAGUGGGCUUCGGUGAUUUUGUGGCAGGGGGAAAUGCUGGCAUCAAUUACCGAGAGUGGUAUAAGCCGCUGGUGUGGUUUUGGAUCCUUGUUGGCCUUGCCUACUUUGCAGCUGUCCUCAGUAUGAUCGGAGACUGGCUGCGGGUUUUAUCCAAAAAGACAAAAGAAGAGGUUGGUGAGAUCAAAGCCCACGCAGCUGAGUGGAAGGCUAAUGUCACUGCUGAGUUCCGGGAGACGAGAAGGCGGCUCAGCGUUGAGAUCCAUGACAAGCUGCAACGGGCAGCCACCAUCCGAAGUAUGGAGCGCCGGAGGCUGGGCUUGGACCAGAGGGCCCAUUCACUGGACAUGCUAUCCCCUGAGAAGCGUUCUGUCUUUGCAGCCUUGGACACAGGCCGUUUCAAGGCAUCAUCCCAGGAGAGUAUCAACAACAGACCCAACAACCUUCGCCUUAAGGGGCCAGAACAGCUUACCAAACAUGGGCAGGGCGCUUCUGAGGAUAACAUCAUCAACAAGUUUGGGUCCACCUCCAAACUUACAAAGAGGAAAAACAAAGAUCUCAAAAAGACCUUACCCGAGGAUGUUCAGAAAAUCUACAAAACCUUCCGGAAUUACUCUCUGGAUGAAGAGAAGAAAGAGGACGAGACAGAAAAGAUGUGUAACUCAGACAACUCCAGCACAGCCAUGCUGACAGAGUGUAUACAGCAGCAAGCUGAGAUGGAGAAUGGAAUUGUACCCACAGACACCAAAGACCAGGGGCUGGAGAACAAUUCUUUACUUGAAGACAGAAACUAAAUGUUAAAGACACUGGAAUUGGACUAUGUGUUGUCUUGUUUUGUUUUGUUUUUGUCUUGUUUUUGUUUUAAUAUUCACACUGAGACACGUGCCUUAAAUAGACUUCUUGUUAGUACAAAAUUGCAUAGCAUUGAAGAAGAUAUUUCACUGUGCCAUACACAACUGAAAGCUUGCUCUGCCAAAAUGAACCAAACAAGAGCUUCAUUUCAGACAGUGGCAGCAGGACAGUUGGGGGGCAUUUGCACAGGUAGCAGGUGUCAGCUGUCCCUGUGAGGGGGAGUCCCAGUGGCAACGCUAUAGUCCUCACACAGUGCCACUCUGGCACGGUGCACAGGCAAGGACAGCUUUCACUUAGACCAGCCUCUGAGAGGGUAGGUUUGUCUUUUGAGUCGAGUCUCCUUUCCCUAACCAGCCCUUAGUGAUAGGUGGUGCACAGAAGGGGUGACUGUUUGUGAGGGACCCGAUGGCUCUAGCAAGGGUUUGAGUAGAUAUUUUGACAGGCCACAGUGCAGAAAACCUACUCCAAAAUGAAUGUCCCUGGGACCCAAGAGUACCUGGAAUUUGUUGGAAACUGAUCAGAGCACACACGUUUUAUAAGGUGCAAUUGCUUUCUCAUAAAAAAAACAAAUCACAGACACAUCCCACUGUGGGUAUCUCCUUAACCAAUGACAGAGGCCCACGGAACUUUAUCCUUCUCGUGGGAUAGGUAGUGUAGGCGGGCUUGCAAGCAUUGGUGACUACACCACCUCAGCUGCUGCCUCGUUGGAAGGUAGAUCAUGCAUUUUUCUUCAGUGGGUACGAAGGUAAAACAAAACAAAACAAAACAAAAAAUUGAUUUUUGGGACAUACAUACUCACUUUUCUACGGGAACUUUAAUUAUAACUUGUUUUGAUAGGAGGGAGGAAAUACCAAAAUUAUUGCCUUUGCAUGAUGCCAGUGGCUUGCUGUUCUGUCUAGCUGAUCUUUUUUUUUAAAUAAAAGAUAAAAAUAGACAUCUUGCAUUUGUGGGACACACCGAAGAGGACCAUGGCAUCUUUCCAUCUCAGGGUUUCCUGUCCUUUUGGGUGUCGUAGAGUAGACUUAGCUAUGAGCCUCAAUUUGGCGAUUCUGUACAAAGGAAAAGGAGCCUCUCACCAAACCCUUGUAAGACUGAACUGGUUUAAGUUGUUUGCAGGUUAAGUGCCGUUAACACAUUGACAACACUGGAAAGGAAUAUGUAAAAGAUUUUACUUUGUCCUUGUGUUUUGUGGAUGCCUUUAUCAAGUCCAUUGUAUGACUAUGUUUCAUUAUGCCUUUAGUAUGGGAACAUAGCCUUUCUUAUCUAUUCACCCCACAUCUGUUAUGCACCAAAAUGGGAACUCCCUCAGCAUUGUUUCUAGUGGAGCAGUGAUCAACAUGCGAUUGCUAUGAUUGUUUAACCUUUUAUAAUGUUCAGUGAAGGACCAUUGUAGAAAUGUGUGAGUUGUAGGGUUUGGAAGGCUAAUUUAAUGGAUUUUUUUUUUUUAUCAGAAAGGAGAAAUUCAUAGUAGGCCUUAUUUCACCUGUGUAUAUGUCAACUUUAACCAGACUUGGCUGCAUGUUGGUUCAGCUAGGGGCCCCCUGCCACUAAACAUUUGAAUCCUAUAUCAUGAGGAAAUUGCUGGCCAUGGGUCUUCAAGACUCAGUACCACUUUUGGGGGAUUUUCAUGGAGUUUUCCAUGAAAACUAAUUAACUAAGCAUAUUUAACAAGAGAUCACAGCACAAGUGGAGACUUCCAGAAACCAUCUACCAUUUUCCAACCUAGGGGAAAAUUAUGUCCACUGCCUCGCUGGUACCAUUGAAGACUCAUGUCCCCUGCCCAUUUCCCUGAAAUGUACUGCUUCCAGCUGUUCCCUUCUUGGAGCACAGAAGCCCACGUUUCCUAGCUCUCAGAGAAGCCUUCAGGAUCUUGUUAAAUAUUUGAGAAGUCAAAUAGUCAUCGCUAUGGUGAAGCCUUUUCUGUCAAGGGUUUGUCUGGCAUCAGUCCUUCAUCAGAGCAGAACACUGGCCCAUUGGUGUUCCACAUAGUGCUGUAGACUUGGAGAACAUGAUGUGUAUGCAGGUAUGGAUACUGGGUUUUUAUUAUGGGUAGGGUCCAGCCUGACUCAUUGUUUUAAGGAACAGCUAGAUAAGUGGGACUUCCCUAUCUAACAAGUUUCCUGAUGACUUGGAGAACAUGAUGUGUGUAUGCAGGUGUGGAUGCUGGGUUUUUAUUAUGGGUAGGGUCCAGCCUGGCUCAUUGUGUUUUAAGGAACAGCUAGAUAAGUGGGACUUCCCUAUCUGACAAGUUUCCUGAUGAAACUGUCCAUGGAUCUCACCCGUAUGCCCUUGUAUGGUACCUGGGUACAUCUUUAUGGUUGUGUUAAAACUGCAGGCACUAGAUCUAUGUCUGGUAUAGAAGCAUCCCUGCCAUCUGUGCCAUUUAUAGACUUGCUACUGGAUUGGACAUUUGACAGCACCCAUUGAAACCUCACACUGUCAAGUUGGAAGUAUUUACAAACUCUCUGUAUAGUAGAGGGCACAGAGACUCAGGGAGGCUAAGCAACUUACCAGUGAUGCACAGCAAGAACGUGGGAAAAGUCUGCAACAUGCACCCUAGUGACUGAGAGUGUGUGUGGUCGUGGGUGUGACUGUAUGCGUGCACACAUCUUACAAGCUUCAUGAGCACAUUUGACAGAGGUGAGGAGAAGAUAGUUUUUUUUUUUUUACCCCUAAGAGGGACUAAAAUUUAGGGGGUAAAGCUGGCCUAAAGGCUUGCCUCUGAAGCUAUCUGCUGCAUGCUUUUGGACAGCACCUUUUCUGUAUUGCUAGAAAUGCCCCUCCAAAGUGCUCCUUUGCACUUUACUCGAUUUUCUUGCAGGAACUCUUCAUACAGCAGGAACUAGACAGCUCUGCAGUCUUCGAUGCAUAAUCAACCAAAUGGACCAGGUAUAUGAAUCGGCGUGGGCAUAGAUGCAUUCGUGAGAAUCAAACCACAGUAAUACUAAGACUCAAACAUAACCUUGGGUUGAGAGUGUGUAGCCCAUUCCCUGAGUGUUGGAAAAUGGUUCUGUAGGACAUCAAAGAAGACCCUCAAUGAAGACUGUGUAUGUAGACAAAGUGUUCCAAAAACUAAACUAUGAAGUACUCUCCAAGGGAGAGGCUGAUGGGCACAUGAGAAGUUUCAUUCCAUGUAUACAUGCUAACUAAGCCUGAAGGUCUUGGUUGUUUGGAAGUCACUCGACUGUUACCCCUGUAAGCAGGGGAGCAAACAGUAUGCAGACAUGCGUGAUAAGACAGCUGCUGCAUGUUACAUACAAACAUCAGCCCAGCCUACCCUUUUUCCUCAGUAACCCUUGCCCCUCUUAAGCAUAGAAUAAGACAUGUAAAGAGCACAUGUUUGGUAUCUUAGGUGGUCAGUUUUGUGCUUCAUUUGGCAGCUGAGUAUAGAAUUGUUUUCUCAUCUGGAGGUUUACUAGUGAGAGUCAAUGGAUG